This is a messenger RNA of Lolium rigidum, 927 nucleotides long. RefSeq names its product wall-associated receptor kinase 5-like. Lineage: Eukaryota; Viridiplantae; Streptophyta; Magnoliopsida; Poales; Poaceae. Gene Ontology annotation, molecular function: polysaccharide binding. The record is from RefSeq and is a predicted model, not a curated record. The coding region runs from base 1 to 927 and encodes 308 amino acids. The transcript has a single exon.
AUGCUAGUCUUCAUAGCAACCAUCUUCCUCCCAGCAGUAGCAACACCUGACGGAGCCUCUUCGGGACGCUCUAUUUCGUUGCCAGGAUGCCCCGACAAGUGCGGCGACGUACCCAUCCCAUACCCCUUCGGCGUUGGCAUGCACUGUGCCGCGAGCAGACUGAACAGCUACUUCAACCUCACCUGCGACGAUACGAUCAAUCCACCAAGGCCAAAGGUUGGGGACCCUGGAGCAGUAGUUGAGAUCACCGACAUCUCACUGGAGCACGGCGAGAUGCGCGUGCUCACCCCCAUCAACUACAUCUGCUUCAAGUCCAACAUCACAUUCACCACGGACACCCAAGGGUACGGGCUGGAGUUCACGCCCUUCCUACGGUCACCAUCGCGCAACCGCUUCACAGUCAUCGGUUGCAACACCCUGGGCCUCAUCAGCGGCUACAAAGACACCGCCAGCCAGUAUGUGGCUGGCUGCUACUCCUACUGCGAGGGCAUCAACAACACAUCUGAAGGCGCACCAUGUGCUGGGAUGGGCUGCUGUGAGUCUGCCCUCCCCAGUAACCUCACCUCCUUGGAGGUCGUGUUUGAGAUGAAACAGAGCAAGGUAUGGCACUUCAACCCGUGCUUCUAUGCCAUUGUGGCUGAGCUUGGGUGGUACAACUUCAGCCAGAAGGACCUUGUUGGCACGCUUGGGUUCAUCGAUGGUCGAGCCGAUAAUGGCGUUCCCGCCAUCGUUGACUGGGCCAUAAGGAAUGGCUCAUGCCCAGAGAAGGGGAAAGACACACCUAAUAACUACGCCUGCAUCAGUAUAAACAGCUACUGCGUGUGCGCGAACAAUGGUCCAGGAUACUUAUGCCAGUGCUCCAAAGGAUAUGACGGCAAUCCUUAUCUUUUCAAUGGCUGUCAAGGUAAAUUAAUUACUCAAAUUUAA